CCCGCAUCCACAACAUCAACUGACCUCUUACCACCAACCACACCCACCUCAACCCACCACAGCCAUGUAACACACCCCGCCCGGCCCCGACCAUGGCAACCUCCGAGUCCAAACUCGACCAAAUCGUCAAAGGCGUGCCGCCGCCCAACGUCUCCCCCGCCCAAAUCGCCGCAUCAGCCAAAGCCUCCUCGCCCACCAACACCACCAACACCAACCGCCCCAUCGCCCCCCAACUCCCGCACAGCAGCACCAUCACCGACCCCCGCGACGCCCUCCCUUCCAGCCCGCCGCAAAUUUACCUCAAUCUCCUCAUCCUCGAGUCCUCCCUGCGCCUGCAGUACCUCAGUCUCCGCGCGCGCCUACGCGUCAAUCUCCUCCUGCUGCUCACUCUCCUCCUAUGGAACUGGACCUUCACCUACCUCCUCUUUUUCCGCCCACGAGAAGAUGGCUCCGGCGUGGGUGGUAGCGUGUACUGGGCCAUUGAGACGAUUGAGAAGCUGGGCUGGUGCUCGGGCAUCGUGACGCUGUGUCUCUUCUGGGGAACAGGGAUGUACGAGCGCGGAGUACGGUGGCCACGGAAAUUCGUAGGUACGACGAAUCGCGGCCUGCGCGGGUUCAACAUGAAGGUCGUCGUCGUGCGCGAUUCCUUUUUCAUGGAGCUCUGGGGAUGGCUGGGCGUCUUGGAUCCUCUAGGCUGGUUCCGAGACGACCGAGUGCAGUUUCAAGUUCUACCAAAAGACAUCGAGGCGACAGGAGGCGGAGGGAAAGAACAGCACUGGAACCACCACGCCAGUCGCCACGGCUUGGUAGAAGAGGACAUCGCGCCCUCCGGCGACGUGCUCAAAGUCCUCCUCCUCCCGAAACCCUUCUCCCCCGACUUCCGCGAAGGCUGGGAAACAUACCGACUCGAAUACUGGGAGCGCGAGAACGCGCGCCGCGCCGAGCUGCGCAAACUCUACCACGCGCGCAUCCGCGAAGUCGCGCGGCGCGAAGGCGGAUGGCUCUGGUGGACGGGCUGGAGAGGCUGGAACCGCAUGGCAAUGCUCGGCAACGCAGGGAAGAGCCGACGGCAAAUCGAGCUGGAGAAGAUUGCCGUGCGGCCCCGCGUCUCGCACGAGGCGGUCAAGGAACGAAGGAAGAAUUCCCUCCUGCUUCGCCAUCCGGCUGAUCGCGCCGAUUCCCAUUCCCGAUCUUCCUCUCGCUCUACAACGCCCACUCCCGACCCAGAUUCGCCACAUGGUCGGCCUAGGAAGCCGGGUGAGCGGGAACGGACGAGAAGAGGCAGUAGUACCGGCUCGCAGAAGACGCGACUAAAGAAGCUCGCCGCGCCGCCUUCGAGCCGUCUUUCAGCCUCAGGAACAGUUCUGCAGAACGACGAGGUCGUGCGGCCGCUGGAGAAGCGGGCGAGCACCAUCAGCAUUUCGUCAAAGGAGAGCGAGGAGAGUGUGCCGCUUAAGAAGGACGAUGCGGACGGGGGCGUCGAGAUCAAAGUCGAGCCUCCUGAGGCGUGAUGUGAAUUAGAU
Neohortaea acidophila is the source of this 1523-nucleotide messenger RNA. Its product is annotated as Spo7-like protein-domain-containing protein. Gene Ontology annotation, cellular component: Nem1-Spo7 phosphatase complex. Gene Ontology annotation, molecular function: phosphoprotein phosphatase activity; protein phosphatase regulator activity. Lineage: Eukaryota; Fungi; Ascomycota; Dothideomycetes; Mycosphaerellales; Teratosphaeriaceae. Gene Ontology annotation, biological process: nuclear envelope organization. The record is from RefSeq and is a predicted model, not a curated record. The transcript has a single exon. The coding region runs from base 93 to 1511 and encodes 472 amino acids.